Molecule: messenger RNA, 273 nt
Organism: Fomitiporia mediterranea MF3/22
Lineage: Eukaryota; Fungi; Basidiomycota; Agaricomycetes; Hymenochaetales; Hymenochaetaceae
Exons: 3
Coding region: 1-273 (90 amino acids)
Source: RefSeq, a predicted model, not a curated record
AUGGCAAACGCUACACUUGACUACGGAUAUGCCCACACUUUUCACGUUCGCUCCGAUCCUGAAUAUGUUGAUCCUAGUCUGGUGCCCUUAUUUGCCUCUGAAGAUGUCACCCAAAAGUACUUUGCCGUAGCCAUGUUGACUGUAUUAGUCUAUAAUGCUUUCACAAAUAUGGACAAGGAGAUUCGAUACUUCUGGGUGAGUUUAAUAUUCGUUUUCAUAAAUCCGUGGCUUAUGACAAAACAAAGCGCAAUCCGUGGUGCCCUACAAGUCUGA